Carassius auratus (goldfish) is the source of this 1028-nucleotide messenger RNA. RefSeq names its product ribonuclease-like 3. The transcript has 2 exons. The coding region runs from base 1 to 498 and encodes 165 amino acids. Lineage: Eukaryota; Metazoa; Chordata; Actinopteri; Cypriniformes; Cyprinidae. Gene Ontology annotation, biological process: angiogenesis; defense response to Gram-positive bacterium; defense response to Gram-negative bacterium. The record is from RefSeq and is a predicted model, not a curated record. Gene Ontology annotation, molecular function: nucleic acid binding; RNA nuclease activity.
AUGCCAGUGGUUUUCAACCUGUGGUCCGGUGGUGCGGUGUGGUGCGGUGGUAUUGCAGGUGUUGCGUCUGCUGUGAUUCUGCUGCUGAUCUCGGCUGCUUCUUUCACUGCUAAUGGUCAACCAGAUGAUAUAAAGCCUCGUUAUCAAAAAUUCCUCAAUCAGCAUUUGGGUCCUCAUGUGAGUGAACGUGAUUGUGACAGAGAAAUCAGAAAUAGAGGCAUCACUGCCUCUGGAACUGAAAAUGACUGCAAAGAAGUCAACACUUUCAUACAAGCAAAUAAGAAUAAUAUUAACGUCGUUUGUGGCAAAGGAGGAACUCCACAGGGCAAUAAUCUGUUUAAGAGCAACCAGCGUUUUCCUCUGGUCACGUGUAAAUUACAAAGUGGCCAGAGACACCCAAAUUGUAAAUAUAGAGGGGAGAAGUCCACUCGUUACAUUGUUUUGGGGUGUGAUAGAGGAUGGCCUGUACAUUAUGAUGAAGGCAUAACUAAUGCAUAGAUGACAGGCUAAAUAGAGCCUCACAAAGUUUUACAAUAUUUUGCUAAUCAUUUUUUCACCACUAUUUUUAUGUCAAAAAAGUGCAGUGGCUUUUAACUAUAUUUUAAGAUGUUCUCUGCUUGAUACAGUCUAAAGUAAACCAAUGAGGCACAGCUGUGAACAUGAACACAGUGCCAAUAAAUGUAUUGCAAUGUUUGUUGUGAUUGUUGUGCUUUAAAAAACUUUAUUACUAUCGCUAAUUAUAUUGGAGUAAUAGAUAAAUGACCUCUGUCAUCAUGGCACUCUGUAGGAUGGAGAAUACAGUCUCUCAUAUCAUGGUGCACCAGUCUGUUUUUACAUUCAUUUACAAGUCUAUUUGUGUAAUUGUGCAUUUGUGAACAAUACAAUUUUUUUGGCAUUUAAGUAAUAAUAAUUAUUAUUAUUAUUGGGAGUAGUGGAUGUGCAAAAAUAUAUGAGGAUAAGAAAGAUAAAGAUGUUCAACACCUGUCUCUAAUCUUCAAAUAAAAGGUCUCUAUGACCCUUAAACUCAA